AUGUCUUCCCCCUCAACCCGUCGUCUACUAAAAGAAAGCACCGAUCUUCACAAAAACCCAAGCCCGUACUUCACAGCCGCCCCAAUAAGCGACACAAACCUACAUGACUGGCACUUCACUCUCGCCGGUCCUCCCUCUCCCUCCCCCUACGCUCAAGGCCUCUAUCACGGACGCAUUACCUUUCCAGCCACAUACCCACUCCGCCCGCCCUCAUUCCGCUUCCUCACACCUUCCGGCCGCUUCGAAGUCAACCGCGAAAUCUGCCUAAGCAUAUCCGGCCACCACGAGGAAACAUGGCAGCCCGCUUGGGGUGUGCGCACCGCGCUACUGGGCAUCCGGUCUGAGAUCUUUACUUCAGAGAGCCAGGGACAGGUUGGUGGAAUGGAGGGCAAUGACGAGGUGCGGCGGGAGUAUGCGCGACUCUCGCUUAACUGGCGUUGUCGGGAGUGCGGGACUACGAAUCUAGAGGCUAUGAGGGAGCUGUGGGAGCUUUGUCGAGAGCGUGGAGUCGAGGUCGAGGGAGAGGUUGCGGGUGUCGAGGGCCAGGAGACGGUUGAAACUAAAGCUAAUGCGCCGGCUCCGGCUCCGGCUUCGAGUGGGGAUGAUAUUCCUAUCGCAAGUGAGGACCAAGCGAAAGAGGAUGAUACUAUAGAGAGUACGGCUGCGGAAUCUGUUCUGGCUUCUUCUGCGCCUACGUCAGUGCCAGCAACACAAGCACAAACGCAAGCACGCACACAAGCGCAGGCGCAAGCACCGAUAUCUACUGUACAAGCUCCGGCUGCAGCCCUUAUUCCUACGCAGACAAGCUCUCAAUUGGCUUCGAUGGAUUCUCCUUCUGAAAGUGUCUGGCUGGACCGGGCUAUCAUUGGUGUGAUCGUUGCUCUUGUCUUGUUGAUAUUGCGUCGAGUGGCGAACGUCGACGAUCUAUAA
Penicillium griseofulvum is the source of this 930-nucleotide messenger RNA. Its product is annotated as ubiquitin-conjugating enzyme E2. The transcript has a single exon. The coding region runs from base 1 to 930 and encodes 309 amino acids. Lineage: Eukaryota; Fungi; Ascomycota; Eurotiomycetes; Eurotiales; Aspergillaceae. The record is from RefSeq and is a predicted model, not a curated record.